AUUGGCACAGAUUAAAAAUACCUUAAUCCGCGACUUUUAAUCCAAGUGGAAAUACCCCCAUAGACCAUCGGAAGCCUACUGUAAUGUUACAGAGUGGGAGUGGGAAGCCUACUAAUUUAAACAAUUUCCUUACACACAGAUAUAGGAAGGAAAGGAAAUAGGGGUCACUGUGUAUUUGAACACUCUUUUGCAGCUUGUUACGCGACCGACUUGCUACGCAAGUGUGGAGAUAUGUCGAAGCCUCAAUAUCGUUUCUUUCGCAAGUCAUUCCACGUUCCUUCAAAGUGGAUGGAAAGCGAGCAGAUUGUGUACCUAGUAAAUCACACGUAUGCGACGGAGGAGUGCAGUAUAGCCUUGCAGAACAUUACUAACAGGCUGAAGGAUCUGGGAUACAUGGAGGACAACGACGCCAUGGUGCACGACUACCUGCUCUUCAUGGUUCAGGACUUACUGGACAAAAACGGCGAGGUGUACAUCACCGAUGACGACAUUCGGGACGAUGGCAGCAUUAGGAAGCUGCUGUGUGGUAUGACACCAGACUUGGUCAUCAAGAAGAACGGGGAUCGUGAGAAGACUGUCAUCCUCGAUGUCUACGUUGGGUCACAGCCGGCGGACGUUAAGAGCAAGUACGAGACGUUGGCUUUCUUCUCGACCCUGUGCGUGGUGACUCCGCACAACUUUCAGCGGCAGCUCCAAGCAGUCUUGCCAGAGUCGGACAUCGACUACCUGUACAAGAAUUUUCAAAUCUUCAUGACCGAGUACAGCUAUUGGCGGGCAUGCAUCAAGCUUCGCACGGUCCUCCUUAACGACGUCGAGUAUGUCCCUCUUCGAGAGUUCCAGUUGGCGCCUGCCGACUUGGCCGAGCAAGAUGUUGCCAAACGACAGUUCAAGACUAACCUUGCUCAGUAUGCAGACAGCGUGGCGAACCAGGCGGACAUCUGA
This is a messenger RNA of Volvox carteri f. nagariensis, 942 nucleotides long. RefSeq lists its product as uncharacterized. Bases 232 to 942 code for a protein of 236 amino acids. NCBI's taxonomy places the organism in Eukaryota, Viridiplantae, Chlorophyta, Chlorophyceae, Chlamydomonadales, Volvocaceae. The record is from RefSeq and is a predicted model, not a curated record. The transcript has a single exon.